Molecule: messenger RNA, 4839 nt
Organism: Pteropus alecto (black flying fox)
Lineage: Eukaryota; Metazoa; Chordata; Mammalia; Chiroptera; Pteropodidae
Gene: CDCA4
Product: cell division cycle associated 4
Exons: 2
Coding region: 1942-2658 (238 amino acids)
Cellular component (GO): nucleus
Molecular function (GO): transcription regulator activity
Source: RefSeq, a predicted model, not a curated record
UGCCGGCCGGGUCGUCAACCCCCUGGGAUCCCCUCGUGCCGCCACGACCGAAACUUUCGCUGUCCUGCGUCCCUUGAACUAAAAAGUAACAACGUCUUCGUGGCUUUAACCACACUGAGGGCUUUCUUUAGUGGAGAAACACUUAAAAUGGGUUUACUGGGCUGCUCGUGAGGUCAAGGUCUCCGUAAGGAAGCCCCUACCCUGUGGCCUUCCUUGAGACUUGGAAAAGGUCACUGCAGGCUCCUCCUUGGGCGUCUCGAUGACCCUCCUUGACCUGUGGGGUGGGGACCCUGGCAGAGCCUCUUGUUGGCCGACAUGAAUUUACAGCUCUGACCACAGUACCAGUGCUUGCCCCUCCUCCCAUCGCUCGCCCACCCACCAUUCCGAGCACCCGUGCAUCAUCCAGCCUCCCUCCCGUCAGCCCUCCCGCUGUGUUUCUAGGUGUCCUUCCAGACGUGCCAUCUGCACAGUGGGUGGCACAGAAGUAGCAACGAAAGCCUCGAGUUUCAUCUUAUGCGCUUUUAGUAAAACCGUGGUAACGUGACGCCUUCUAGAAUGGCCCAGCCAGGGUACCCUUCUCUGGAGCCCUGUAGGGCAGGAGGCCGCCCCGGUACCCACUGCCUGCUUGAGUGUUCAGUUUGAGUUCUUUUCCUUUUUUCUUGGGUUUAAACUGCUUUGCCAAGGAAUGUUCAGGUGGUUUUGCAAUGGUUUCCCUCCACAGACUGCAGAGACCCUCUUUCUUCGCUGGUCAGGGAGCGUCUGGGGACGAGUAAUGCCCCAGACGAGUAAUGCGGGCCUCAGUGGCCUGAAGCUGGCUCUGCCUGCUUCCUGUGCAGUCUGGCUUACGCUGCCCCGCCCAGUGCUGGCCAGCCCGGCCAAGGGGGCGGGAAGUGGGGUGAGGCCAACUCCUGACCCGGGCCAGUGGACUGUCAGCAGCGAGGCGCAGUGCUGUGACUAGGAACAGUAGCAGAAACUCGCCCCCACGAGUCAGAGGCAAGCUUAGCUCUCCAUUUCCAAAAGCUUAUUGCCCCCAAAAUAGGAUCACCAGGAAGAGAGUCCCCCAGGUAACAACAGCGUGGGGGGAGGGGUGACGCUCCGGUCCAGGUACAGGGUACCCGCUGUGCUUCCUCCGCUGGUGGCCACUGCCGCACGCCCAGGACACAGGACCAAGUUCACUGCUUUUAAAAUGAGCCAAGAAAAAAAUUAAGUUUAAUGUCUUAUAAACGUCCUAUGGACGACUGCUGUUUUCAAGUUUUGCCGUGUUUUAUAAUUCUGAGUCGAAAUUCAGAUUAAAAGUCCCUUACGACCUUUGCAGGUUUCAUCUUGGAAAGAGGAUGGGCAAGUGUCCCACCCUUGCUGUGCCAAAUUGUCUGAGGGCAGCAGCAGGGCAGGGGCCACACUGCGACCCCGACCGGCCAUUCUUGGCCGUGGCUCCGUCUCUCUCCAGUGGAGUAUUUCUCAGCAGGUCUGGCGGUGUGGCAAACUGAGUCUUUGUGUCGAUUUGCCUUAAAAACUUGGGCUCACGGAAGUGCCUGGCAGUGGCUGAAGGUCAUGGGUCAGGUCAGAGCUGAGCCUGUCCUAGCCCUACUGCUCAGAAUCUGGGGACUCUACAUUUCUCACCAGCCUCCCAGGAUGGUUGGUCACGUGUGAGGGUUGGUGCGGCCAGCCAGGUCGCCUCCGGGUCCCCUCUGCCUUGGGUGUGCUCUGAGUGGGCGGGCACAGCGCCCUCAUGGCUCCACCCACCAUGGAGAACUCCUCGGUCCCUCUGUCCCUCCUCCAUUUCUCUGUCUGGUCAGCGCUUGGUCUGGAGGAGGCCUAGGGCAGUGCCGCGGUUGGCAGAGGGUUUGGAGUGGAACAGUCAACCCUGGUGGUGGCAUCUGAGCCUGUAACUUAGCCCCGCGGCGAGACCUUCAGCUGUUUGUGGAGCCCGUGGAGGACACGAUGUUCGCCCGGGGGCUGAAGAGGAAGGGCGCUGAGCGGGAGGAGGACGUGGAGGGCGUGCUGGCCGGCCUGCGGGCCGCGCCGGCCUACAGCCUGCAGCGGCAGUCGCUCCUGGACAUGUCUCUGGUCAAGCUGCAGCUAUGCCACAUGCUGGUCGAGCCCAACCUCUGCCGCUCGGUCCUCAUAGCCAACACAGUGCGGCAGAUCCAGGAGGAGAUGACCCAGGAUGGGACCUGGCGGCUGCCCGCGCCCCCGAGCACCGGGCGGGGGCCGCAGGACCGCCUUGUCUCCACAGAGAUCCUGUGUCGGGCGGCCUGGGAGCAGGAGGGGGCGCACCCCGCUCCCAGCUUGGCCGAUGGCCACACGCCAGGCCUGGCCUCCGCACUGGGCGUGGCGCCAGCCCCGGGGGGCGUGCAGAGCUGCAUCUGGGAAGUGGACGGCCCUCGAGACAGCAGAGGGGGCUUUCCGAAGUCGCUGGGGCACAUCUUUGAGACACUGGAGAGUAAAACCCCAGGCUCCGUGGAAGGGCUGUUUGCGGACGUGGACAGCUCCUACUACGACCUGGACGCGGUGCUGACCGGCAUGGUGGCUGGUACGUCGAGCCAUGGCGAUGGGCUUGAGGCCUUGGCCUCUGCGGCUGCCCCAUCCCCCAGCCCCAGCUGCAAGUCGGACCUGGGCGAGCUGGACCACGUGGUGGAGAUUCUGGUGGAGACCUGAGCCGGCGAUGCCUGCGGGACAAGUCUCAGAUCGUUUGUCAGGCCCGGACGCCCCAGAGCACAUCUGACCACAGCGGCUUCUGCUUUGUUUGUGACUGCAGGAAUGUCCCGGGAGGUGUCCGGCCUGCCCGCUGUCGUCCCCGCCCCCCCUGGGGGGGCAGGGCGGUUCCCUGCAGGCUGGUCAUCCUGGGCCAGCCACCAGCUGCAUCCAGCCUCAUUUAACUUUACAUAGGUGAAUUUUUUAGAAUUAAGUUUUAUAUGUUUUGGGCGAUAUUUUGGCUUAAGAUAUAUUUUUUAAACUUUUUUAUACUUUUAUCUCUUUAGAUUUUUUCAGCUAUUUUCUUAAAAGUAUAUUUUUUCUAUAAAUAUCUCUGCUGCUGAUUAGAAAUUUUUAUAACCUGAACACUUGCAGUUGGUGUGUUCAAUUUUUAAGGUUUAAGUAAGGAAUUGUUUUUCAUGAGCCUCGCGGCACCCCGAGUCAGCCGUGUACAGUACCGUACGGGGACACGUCCGUCGCUCCGAGCACCGUGAGAGGUCACUGCCUGUUCCGUGUCCUGACCAGAUCCGCUGUGGGAGCCGAGUCCGAGAAUCACGGUAGAUUUGGGAGGGUUUAAUUUAUGCCUAUUUAUGUGUAAACGGCGGUGGUGGCGGCGGUGGUGUCACCGUGCGCCUGGCUGCCGGCUGCCGGCUACCAGGUGGCUCGUCCGCGUGCCACGACGUGGGAAUGUCCCAUGCCUGUCCCCAGAAACUGGUGCUGGGACCCAGUUUUAAGGUUAAAUGUAAGUCUAGAACUAAAUUGGGACACGUCAUUAUGGCCCCUUGAUCGUGAGGGCGAUGGUGGUGGGCUGGCAGGUGCCACCCGCGCCCGGCGACUCGCACGGGCCGAGAUUGCCCACAGCUUCUAGAUUUCUCCCUGGUUUACGAGCGGGCUGUGCGUUCCCUGAUUCUGCUGUUUCUGCCUUCCCCGGCCCUCAGCCGGAAAGGCUGUUGUCGCUCGCGCACAUGGCCAUCCUUACUGGGACGCACACCUCACUUUAUUAAAAGUUACUCAACAGGAUGGAACCGUGUUCGCUGCCUGCCGUGUCCCAUCCCAGAGGGCGGCCUUUCCCGUCGGUUCAGGCGCCUCCUGCAGGUGGAACCGUGUCACUCGGUGUGCUAAGUGGGCAGUGGGGCCACGUUCUCCGAAGCACGCUCCCCUCCCGCAGGCUCGGACACGCCGGUGAGGUCAGGGCGGGGUGCAGCCCUCGGUACCCAUGGGGCGCUUCCUUCAGCUUUGAAACUUCCUUCUUGUGGGGAAUAAAGUGUACGUGUCUGAGGAGCAGUAAACUGAAGCGGCAUCUUGUUUCGUAUAAAAGCGUCCUACUCUGUCUUUUUAAAGGUGUGUUUGGUUUCAGCGUCUUCGCCUGUGACAUAGAAACGUCCAGAGUGGCAGGGAGGUGGGCGGGCCUGCGGGUUGGGCAGGGCGGGGUGUGCCUCGGGCCUCAGCUGUGUCAGCGGGUUCCCUGGCUGGCUGAUGGUCCCCCAGGAAGGGACAGGCCGGUGGCCAGUGGCUGACAAUGGGUUUGACUGGCACUAUAGGACCCAGGCUCCCCAGGUCCCUGUGUGCACGUGGUCAUGGGAUUUUGUAAAUGGCAAAAGGUGUGUUGGCCAUGGUUGGCCAAGGCCACUGCCCGGCCACCACCCUCCUGUCCCCUGGCCUGGCUGGGUCGAGCUCAGCAUGGUCCUGGGUCCUGGGGAAGGGCAGUCGGGUGUGAGUGCCGCAGUCACCACCGCGUGUUUCCGCUUGCUUCCAAGCAUGGCCGAGCUGCUGCCGGUUCUCCUUGGCCAGGAAGGACUUUGGGGUACGCCUGCCACCCACCAUCCUGGCUCCUGGCACAGAGGCCAGGCCGGGCCCCUCGCUGCCUUACUGGAGUGUGUGGAGGGAGGGGAAGCGGGGUUUAGGUGCAUCGAGCCGACAGUUGGCUCGGGAAAGGACAUUGCAGGGCAUUCCCGCCCUGACAGUGGUGACAGCGUUCAUCCAGCUUGGCCAGUGGCGAGUUGCUAAGUUGGGAGAAACUUCUGAACCAUCAGCAAUAAACAUACAUUGAAUUAUCUUUCUGGAGAGUAAGAUCACGUUAUCACAAGAGAUGCAGGCAAAAGUAUCGAGGUGUGUCAGGAAUUAAAGUAUUGUUAUUUUCCUGGA